CGGAGGUUCCCGGCAGAGCUGAGCCUGCGAGCCCCGCCUUUCCUGUCUCCCUCUCCAGGCUCCCGCUGAGGAGAAGCGUGCGGCCUGCUGCCCGCCGCGCUGAGGCACGCGCGCCAUGUGAAGAACCCCCUUCCCCUAAGACAAAGGAACAAAUUCCAAUAAGCUUCAUUUGGGCCUUUUGCCAUGUCAUCCCAGUAGGGCCAUACCUGUAGAAUAUACCAAAUGGUUCUCUAAUGAUCUUGUUUCACCAUGACAACCAAUAUGGAGGUGCUGGCUCAGCAGGUAGUGGAGACUCAGCAGGUGGCUGAGGUGCAGACUGUUCAGACUUCACUAUCUGAAUCUCCAGUGAUGACCAGCCCUUCCCAACGUAUCCAGAUAAUUUCCACAGACUCCUCUGUAGCUUCACCACAACGCAUUCAGAUUGUGACAGAUCAGCAAACAGGUCAAAAAAUCCAGAUAGUGACAGCAGUGGACUCGGCUGUGUCUCCAAAGCAACAGUUUAUUUUAGCCAGUCCAGAUGGAACUGGUGCAGGAAAGGUGAUACUGGCAGCGCCUGAGGCAUCCAACGCCAAACAGCUUAUCUUUACCACCACAGACAACAUUGUGCCAGGCAGAAUUCAGAUAGUGACAGACUCUGCUUCAGUGGAACGUUUGCUAGGAAAAGCUGAUGUUCAGCGGCCCCAGGUAGUAGAAUAUUGCGUAGUCUGUGGUGAUAAAGCAUCAGGUCGUCACUAUGGUGCUGUCAGUUGUGAGGGAUGUAAAGGUUUCUUUAAAAGGAGUGUGAGGAAGAAUUUGACCUACAGUUGUCGUAGCAACCAGGACUGUAUCAUCAAUAAACACCAUCGGAAUCGUUGCCAGUUCUGUAGGCUUAAGAAAUGUCUAGAGAUGGGCAUGAAAAUGGAAUCGGUUCAAAGUGAAAGAAAGCCUUUUGAUGUGCAACGUGAAAAACCAACCAACUGUGCAGCUUCCACUGAAAAAAUCUAUAUCAGAAAAGAUCUACGAAGCCCUCUAAUAGCAACUCCAACAUUUGUGGCAGAUAAAGAUGGGACGCGGUCAGCAGGUCUUCUUGAUCCGGGAAUGCUUGUGAAUAUUCAGCAGCCUUUGAUCAGGGAUGAUGGUACAGUCCUCCUAGCUGCUGACUCCAAGGCUGAAACAAGCCAGGGUGCUUUAGGAACACUAGCCAAUGUUGUAACAUCGCUUGCUAAUCUCAGUGAGUCACUAAAUAACGGAGAUACUUCUGAAGUUCAACAAGAAGAGCAAUCUGCAAGUGAGAUUACACGGGCAUUUGAUACUUUGGCUAAAGCACUUAAUACCACAGAUGGUACAGCCGCUCAUAACCUGGCAGAUGGGAUGGAUCCUACAGGAGGAGGGAAUAUUCAUGUAAUCAGUAGAGAUCAGUCAACACCAAUUAUUGAAGUGGAAGGACCCCUGCUUACAGAUACACAUGUCACGUUUAAGCUGACAAUGCCCAGUCCCAUGCCGGAGUACCUUAAUGUACACUACAUCUGUGAGUCAGCGUCACGACUACUUUUCCUCUCUAUGCACUGGGCUAGGUCUAUACCUGCAUUUCAAGCUCUUGGGCAGGACUGUAAUACCAGCCUCGUGCGUGCCUGCUGGAAUGAGCUGUUUACCUUGGGCCUAGCACAGUGUGCACAGGUGAUGAGUCUGUCCACCAUCCUCGCAGCCAUUGUCAACCACCUCCAGAACAGCAUACAGGAAGAUAAACUUUCUGGAGACAGAAUAAAGCAAGUCAUGGAACACAUCUGGAAACUUCAGGAGUUCUGUAACAGCAUGGCCAAGCUUGAUAUUGAUGGAUAUGAAUAUGCAUACCUUAAAGCUAUAGUCCUCUUUAGCCCUGAUCACCCUGGUCUGACCAGUUCAACCCAAAUAGAAAAAUUCCAGGAGAAGGCACAGAUGGAAUUGCAGGACUAUGUACAAAAAACCUAUCCAGAAGAUACUUAUAGGCUAGCCCGGAUUCUAGUUCGCCUGCCAGCACUUAGGCUGAUGAGCUCUAGCAUUACCGAGGAACUGUUUUUUACUGGUCUCAUUGGAAAUGUUCCCAUUGACAGCAUAAUCCCCUACAUUCUCAAAAUGGAAACAGCAGAAUAUAAUGGUCAAAUAACUGGCACAUCUGCAUAGUGGGAACAGCAGCACAAUUUGAUGGAUUGAAGUAAUUUUCGUAAAAACAUACAAUUACGAAGUUAGAAGAAUAGCAUUUUGCCUCCUGAGAGACCUUUUUGUAAAGUUUUAUUUUGCAGCAAAACUUGGUAAGAGAUUGAUUUUACUUUUUUUUUUUUUUUUAAGCCUUCAGCAGGGGUUAAUUGGAAGCAAAACAAUUUGCCCUUUAUCAUUGAACUGCAGCAUACAGAACAGGAUGCAAUGGAUGCUGUUCCAAUAAUCAAUACUUAUAUUGCCACAAUGAUAACAUGAAAACAAACUGUUAGUUAAACGAAGACUGUGUGUCCUCUGUUCAGUGAAACACUUCUGUUACAGUAGUAAUUAAACAAGAGGGAGGCUGCAGUUAGUUUCUUUCUUGGCAAGCAUCAAGACUGAUUUAUGAUUUUCAUGAUGCAUUUCAAUUGUAUGUUCUCUUUCCAAAGUUAAUCUCUUCAUUGUCUAGCUUAAACUAAACAGAGAUGGCUGGUUCAUUGGGGUUGUCAGACUAAGGUCCAUUGUCACGUCUGUCCCUUCCCGAGACUGUAACCUGUGCAGAUCUUGCACCCUGCGUGUGAAGUGCCCUGGGUUCACAUAGGAGCUGGGCACGUGGAUGGAGCAUUGAUGAAACCAGGCUUGCAGUAAGACAAUUCAUUACUCGUAGGGAGUAUUCAGACAUUUCAAUUAAUCAAAAUAGAAGUAGUUGUUCCUUUUCCCUUCUGAUGAUUCAAGUUACAAAGGAAGCCUUCUGUAAAGUAUUUCUAUGACCUUUUAUUUUUUUAAAAAGCAUUUCACAGACUUUGUAGGGGAGUAGUUCAGCAAGUCUUGUUUCUGUCAUGCUAAAAAGGUAAAGUGGUAUUUUCUAGGCAUUUAUUUCCAUCUUCUGUACUUCAAGCAGAUGAGCAGACACCACUUAAAAUAAUGUAAGCUUCUUGCAGGCUUAAAGUAAACCAUGAGUGUCUUUCAGUCAGGCUCUCUGCUUGUGAAGUCUUUGCUAUGGAAAAUGCUAAGAAUGUUCUGUAUUUCUUGCUGUACUGUUUAGUAAGUGUUUGUAAGCUUUUGUUUCAAACGUAGACAAAAAUUGUAAAACAUCCAUUUUAACAUUUCAAACCUUAUUUUUGAGAUUUUUAGUAGGAAAAUUAUUUAAAUUAAUAUCAGGAAUUCCUGUGACAGGUGGUCCUUCAUUGGUGUCUUGACAAUCAGUGCUGUUUGAAUAAUGUUUGCUUUCUUCUUUCAAGGCUGAAUGGAAACCGGAAUGUCUAUUAAUGUCACUGUACUGCAGUAAUGUUUUUAAAGAUUAGAAAGCCAAUUGGAGUAUUGAUCAAGACUGAAUCUGUUUACAUGAAUUUAGAAAAAAGAGCAUAUUUUAAAAUUGUGACUUUGUUUCAUACACACUUUUGAAUUGUUUGUAUUCUGAAGGACAAAAUGCGCUCAAAUUUAAGUGACAAUAAAGUCUCUGUUGUAACAGUCUGUGGAAACUGGAAUGUGAGAUCAGCUUUCUGUAUUUGAUCACAGAAGUCAAAAAGUCUGAGAAGCACAUCUACUGCCAGGUAUCUAACAGCCCUGAAUAACUAGCUUCUAUUACAUUUUUUUAAAUUAUCUUAGAUAAAUUAUAAUAAGGCACAGGUCCAUUUUAAAAUAUUUUCAAUGAUUGUGGGUUAAAAGUGGGGCUGAACGAACUUCAAAUAAAAAUUAUAUGCUUUAAGAGGAAAAACGUGUUACUUACAGAGCCUAUAUGUUAAAUUUCUCACACAUGGAAUCAAUGUUGUGUAGGAAUAUUUUUAAUAAUUAAUCUAUAGUCCAAAAUACAUUGCCAGCCAGUGUUCAAACAAUUUCAUAACUGAAGAACUGCACAUUGUGUAAGUGUUGUAUGUGUUUGGCAUACCAGGGCGUUUGGGGCUCCUACAAAAAUAGCAAAUUUUUAUAAAAGGAAUCAUCUACUUUUCAUUCCUUGGGAUAUUUUCUGGAAGUCUCUGUUCAUUAUAAUUUAGAAAAAUUGUUUAUGUUAUUAUACCUUAAUUUCAAGUUAAAAACCUUGCAGAAGUUGUUAAUUUCUCACAGCUUCUUUUGUGAAAUCAGCGUUGUUAUGUGUGAUAGCAUUUAAAAAUAAUAGCAUGUUCCUUUUUUUAAUCUGAAUUUUAUAUCUAAUCAAUGUCUUCAGUCAUGAAGAGGAAUUUGCAUUGUUGUGUUUGUAUAUAGAGUAUUGCAGUGCAUGAUUUAGCUUAUGCAUUUUAUUAAAUGCUGUUUAAAUGUGGCAUUAUAUUGUUGUGGCUUAAUACUACUACCUAAACGAGGUUUAUACCAUUAAAGUGAAUUACAAAUA
Athene cunicularia (burrowing owl) is the source of this 4477-nucleotide messenger RNA. It is a transcript of the gene NR2C2, whose product is annotated as nuclear receptor subfamily 2 group C member 2. Gene Ontology annotation, molecular function: nuclear receptor activity; RNA polymerase II cis-regulatory region sequence-specific DNA binding; zinc ion binding. Lineage: Eukaryota; Metazoa; Chordata; Aves; Strigiformes; Strigidae. Gene Ontology annotation, biological process: positive regulation of transcription by RNA polymerase II; positive regulation of embryonic development; anatomical structure development. Bases 250 to 2139 code for a protein of 629 amino acids. The transcript has 16 exons. The record is from RefSeq and is a predicted model, not a curated record.